Molecule: messenger RNA, 5132 nt
Organism: Limulus polyphemus (Atlantic horseshoe crab)
Lineage: Eukaryota; Metazoa; Arthropoda; Merostomata; Xiphosura; Limulidae
Product: cold shock domain-containing protein E1-like
Exons: 16
Coding region: 381-3014 (877 amino acids)
Molecular function (GO): nucleic acid binding
Source: RefSeq, a predicted model, not a curated record
UUUUUUUUCAAGACUCACAUUUUUAUUUUUAAAAAUUUAACACAGCAACCAAAAUGGCGGCUUGUCCACGGUGUUGUGCUGUGUCGAGCACAUUUAGCAACUAGAAAGUACCCCAUAAGGACCCAAGCUCUGACACUUCAAGCACACACUGUCGACAAUCUGAGGCAUCUUCUAUUGGCAUAUACUUCUUCAAUCUAGAAAAAUCUUAAAAGUCUUUAUAAAAACAUAAACAUUAUUUCUUGGCAUUUAGACCUGGAAGAAUAUACUUAAGGUAUUUAGGAACAAAAGAGUUGCAUAAAAAGUGACAAAUUCCUUGACAUUUUACCACCAAUUUUGGAGUAUUGAAUAAUUAUUAGUUAACUGUUGAGAAUCAAACAACAAUGUCAAGUCCUCAGUGGAAGCACUUCCAGCCGCUAACACAAGACAGUACAACACUUCCCUACCAGCAUUCACCUUCUUUCAGUAAGACUGCCAACAACCACAGCAACAACACCACUACAAGCACAUUAUCGGGUAGCCUUCGAGAGGCAGGCAUUGUGGAGAAACUUCUGCAUUCAUAUGGAUUCAUCCAGUGUUGUGAAAGACAAGCAAGGCUAUUUUUUCACUUUAGUCAGUUUUCUGGCAAAAUUGAACACUUGAAAAUAGGAGAUCCUGUAGAGUUUGAAAUGACUUAUGAUCGAAGAACUGGAAAGCCUAUUGCUAGUUCAGUGGGAAAAAUUGCAUCUGAAGCUAUCUCUGAUGAAGUGUUAAGUGAAUACAGAGUUUCUGGUUUUGUAACAACUGAAAUUAGUAAUGGAACUGAGGGCCGAGUAGCAUAUGAAAAUAGAGGUGAAUGCUUUUUUCUCCCAUAUACAAGAGAUGAUUUGGAAAUUACUAACCAGCUUUUGAAAGCAAAUGAUAAAGUCACUUUUCAAAUUGCAACUGACAAGAAAACUGGUAGCCUUCGUGCAAGAAAUGUUCAAUUAGAAAAGGCGCAACCAGAAAGAUACCGAGGGGUAGUAUGUGCUUUGAAAGAAACUUUUGGGUUCAUAGAAAGAGCUGAUGUAGUUAAGGAGAUAUUUUUCCAUUCAAGUGAAUGUAAAGACUUUAGAAACUUAGACUUGGGAACUGAUGUUGAGUUCAGUAUACAAACAAGGAAUAACAAAGAGGUAGCAGUGAACAUAAAUUGUUUGCCUCCAGGAACAGUUGUAUUUGAGGAUGUUGGUCUAGAAGAAGUGAUUGGUCGGGUUAUUAAUCCUAUUGAUCGUAGCCAGAGUCGACAACUCAAUGACCCAUUGUCAGGAAAAAUCCAAUAUUGUCAUGAGAACAGAGAUGUAGAUAUUCCAUUUGGUGAUAAGGAUCCCCGAGGAGACUUUACCUUGCAAAAAGGAGACUGGGUUCGGUUUAAGAUUGCUACAGACCGACGAGACAAUCUACAAAGGGCCACUAACAUUGAACUGCUUGAUGAAAGUUUCUUGGUAUCAGGAGAACAGAGAGAGCAGGGAAUAAUUACAACUUUGAAGGAAUCAUUUGGAUUCAUCAAAUGCCCUAACAGGGAAUCCCGUGUUUAUUUCCGCUUUUGUGAACUUUUGAAUCCAGAUAGUCCAGUUCAACUUCAGGAUGAAGUGGAAUUCACUGUAGUUAAAGAUCCUGUUUCUGCAGGGCGUUCACAUGCCAUCAGGAUUAAACAGCUUCCUCCUGGAACUGUUUGCUUCAAUUCUAUCUCAUCAGUAGGAGACUCUGUGACAGAACAGAAUAUCGGGAUUGUAGAAAAAAUAGCAACCAACUGUUCUAAGAGUCCAAGUAAAGGUGUGUUUGGAUCAGCAUCUACUGAUGGCAUUAUUUCUUUUCACAAGAAUGGGGAAAAAGAAAUAAUCCAUUACCAGAUAAAAGAUUGUGACUUUCAGAAUCAACCUAAGUCGGGAGACAAAGUGGAAUUCAUUAUCAGUACAUCUAAAGUGAACAACCAAAAGAUUGCCAGUGAUAUUAAAGUUGUAGGUCAACAAGUGAAGAAUGGCAUCAGAUACUCUCAACGUGGAUUUAUAGCAGCAUUGAAAGAUAGUUUUGGAUUCAUAGAAACUGAAGAUCAUGAAAAUGAAGUUUUCUUUCACUUCAGUGCUUUUGAUGGCAAUCCAUCUUUGCUGGAACUUGGUCAAGAGGUAGAGUAUGGGGUGAUACAGAAAGGUGGUAAACAGAGUGCAGAAUGUGUUCGUAAGCUUGCUUCAGGAUCAAUUCCCAGUGAAGAAAUUCAUCCAGAAGUUCUGAAUGGAGUUGUGUAUCGUACACUGCACUGUUUCAACCCUGACCAGGAAGAAUACUGUGGGCUCAUCUCUGUGAGUGAUGCAGUUGAAGAUGGAACUUUAGAACCACCUACCCUUUACCCUUUUGGAAUUACAAGCCUUUAUGAUAAACAUGACCUGCUUCAGAAUGGAGAUGUGGUACAAUUCCAGAUUGGUGUGAGUAAGACCACUGGUCAAGAGCGAGGAAUGAAUGUUAAAGCAAUUCGAACACGUUACCAGUCUGUUGUAGAAGCAAUUCGAGGAAGUUUUGGAUUUCUGGCUUAUGAAAUUGAGGAUGGAAAGAAACUAUUUUUUCACAUGUCUGAAGUCAAAGAUGGGGUGACUCUGCAGACGGGUGAUAAAGUGGAUUUUGUUAUCGUUCAUAACCAACGCACAGGAAAAUCUUCAGCUUGCAAUGUAUUAAAAACUGGUGAGAGCCAACCACGUCAAAGACCAGAACGUCUAAUAAGUCGACUGAGAACCAUGUCUGUAGAGGACUGUGGGCCCCGUGUCCUUGUUGUGAGACAGCCUAGAGGUCCUGAUGGAACUAAUGGAUUUAAUUUUUUCUGCAAGACAGCAGAUGACCAGCCACUUAUUCACAUCUCAACUGUGGGCAGUAGUCCAUCAAAUAGAACUAAUGCUUUGGUUAAACUAAUGCCAGAUGUUAUGAAUGGCCUUGGAUGUAAUGGUGCUGCUGAGAUACAUAAUAAUGAUGAACCUGCUGCUAAUUUAGUGACCUGUCAUUUGACAGAUUGAGAAGAAAAGGUUAUCUUUAUAUUGUUGGCAGAAGUUGACUUUGGUCAGUUUAAAUAAUUCCUGCAAAAGUAAGGUACUUACACCUUCAAAAGUUCAUGUUUCGGGCAGUAGCAGGAAAUUUGCAAGUAAAAUAAACAUACUAUGGCAUUAUUUAACCAGAGUAUUAUAGCUAAUGCCUCUGUCUUGCUGGUUUACAGUGCAAGGACUUUUAAGCAGCAAAUUGAUCAUGAUAUGUAAAAGUUGUAGCCUCUAUAGCUUUAUUUUGUGUUAUAUUUUAUAACUUUAAAAAAAAAGUGAUCCUAUUAUGUAACAUUAUGGAAAUUGAACCCAACGAUCCUCUGUUUCAAUGCAAGUAUCAUCAUUUAAUUGUUUCCUUUGUAAAAUUACUGCAGUGUCUUAUAAGACAAACAUCACGUUGCAUAUAUUGUUCAGUUUCUUAGUAAUCUCUUCUGAUAUUGAGUGUUGUGUAUUAUAUCCCUUGGGUAUCAUAAGAAAACGUCUUCAAUGGCUUCUUUCUUGGAAAAAUAAAUAUAUAUAUAUGUUUAUACAGUAUAUUAAACCUUUGGCAGUAAAAUAUUGCAGCCUUGUUUUAUUUUUCUUACUUUUAGUUUGACCAAAGUAUAAAGUCAUUUUGUUAUUUCAAAGUUAAUUAAGCUUAAAUCUGGGCUUCCCAAAGUGGUAAAAUCAUGAUUAUCACACUUAAAUUUUAUUACCAGUCAAAGCAGUUACGUUUUCUUAACAACCUCAAAAUACCUGUGAUAGUAUUUUAUUAUAAUGUUCUUCCAUAUACAGUGUUUUAUGGUUUGCAAAAAGGAAGGUGUUUUCUGAUAAAGAAUAACAAUACUUACAAUUCCUUUAUUAAUGCUAGUGUUUAAUGAGAAAGGUCAAAGUAGCUUGAAAAAAUUUGUUGGGGUUUUUGUUUCAGUCUGAAUUUCUGUGGAAGUAAUUAUGUGAAUGAUAUGCUUGGAUGCCAACUGAACUAUGUUCCAGUUUUGCAUUUAUUAAACAUUUUUUAUCAGUACGUGUUCAUGUUGUAUUGUGAACUUAAUUUAACAGCCAAAAUGUUUACAUAAGGUUCUCAGUUAUAAUGUAUUAUCAGAAACAUAUUUAUUGACAGAUGAACAAAUAUGGGUUACUAAAAAUGGCAGAAGUGUGUUAAAUAAUGUUUUGUAACAUAAUUGAUUUAUCUGCAUCUCUCAAACAAAUGUACAAUUGAAUCAGAAAAUAUUCUAGAAUAUAAAUCUUAUAUCCCCCCCAUGCCUAUUAGUAUGUCUUAUGUAAUUUAAAAUAAAAUAAAAACCAAAACAGACUGGUGUAGAAUUUGUCAGUCACAGGGCAAUUACUUUUAAAAACUGCUUUAAAAAUGAAUGUUUUAUAAAGAAAUUGACAAUAAAUUACAAAUAAAAAGACCUUUCAAACAGUUAUCAGUCAGUUUACUCAUAGGGUAGUUGAUAAACUCUGUAAAACUAAAUAUUUCAGAUAGGUUUGAUUUCAGUAGCUAGAAUGAUGAGUGCAGAAAAACAACAUAUUUAAGACCUAUGUAGGUUGAGAAGAAUGUUACAAGUACUGUAUGUUACUUGAGCACGUCACUUUAAAUUAAACUGAAUGGAAAGUUGACUAUUACACGAUAAUAAUAGUAUUUGUUUGAAAACAAAACUCCCAAGUAUUUCUUAUUGUAAUUUGUAAUUGCCGUAUUGAUGCUUUCUAGUAAAUAUUGUUGUAAUAAGGUGUGUUUUUGGUUAAGGCCUAGUCAUAUUUUAAUCCUAUUAUGCCCUUUGUACAGUUAAACACUUUACGUGGGACCUUGAAACCAUUGAAGACGUUCUGAGUGCUUGUUUAGCACAACACGCAUUGUGAUAUCUGUUAGGUAACCAUUAUAGGCAACAAAGAAAAUAAAACUCUGCUGUUAAAAUAUUCCUUUCACUGGAAAUAAUCUUGCUAGAAAGCAACAAUGAUAUAAAGGUUUUAAUUUGUAAAAAAAAAUCCCUCUAUAAUCUCAGUUUUGUGUAUACUUAUGAAAGUUGGAAAUGUUGCUCAUUUAAUGUAUGCAAGUGUUUUGAUGAGAUAAUGACAAUGAAAAUAAACUUCAGUUGAAAUACACAGAUAUUUGUGCUCUUA